Rhineura floridana is the source of this 585-nucleotide messenger RNA. Its product is annotated as small ribosomal subunit protein RACK1-like. Gene Ontology annotation, molecular function: ribosome binding; translation regulator activity; protein kinase C binding. Gene Ontology annotation, biological process: positive regulation of protein phosphorylation; rescue of stalled cytosolic ribosome. Bases 188 to 508 code for a protein of 106 amino acids. NCBI's taxonomy places the organism in Eukaryota, Metazoa, Chordata, Lepidosauria, Squamata, Rhineuridae. The record is from RefSeq and is a predicted model, not a curated record. Gene Ontology annotation, cellular component: nucleus; cytosol. The transcript has 4 exons.
AUUGUUAUGGUCGGGCUCUCCGGAAAUGGAGCAGAGCUAGUUGCUUCAAUAAACGGGAAACGAACAUAUAUUUAUUAAAAUAGACUGAGCCCCGGACUGGUUUCUGGUUCUAGCAAAACUUAAGCUACUUGGGCCCAGGAGAUUCCACGGGGAGGGGGGGUUGUGAUGUUCCUAUAUUAAUGUAUAUAUGGAUGGCCAGGCCAUGUUGUGGGACUUGAACGAAGGCAAGCACCUGUACACACUGGAUGGUGGGGACAUCAUCAACGCCUUAUGCUUCAGCCCUAACCGCUACUGGCUGUGUGCUGCCACUGGGCCCAGCAUCAAGAUAUGGGACCUGGAAGGCAAGAUCAUUGUGGAUGAGCUCAAGCAGGAAGUGAUCAGCACCAGCAGCAAGGCAGAGCCACCCCAGUGCACCUCAUUGGCCUGGUCGGCUGAUGGACAGACUCUGUUUGCUGGCUACACGGAUAACCUGGUUCGUGUCUGGCAGGUCACUAUUGGGACCAGAUGAGAGAGUGCAAUUGACCACAAGGCACAGACUCUUAUUAUGUAAAAAAAAAAAUCAAUAAACAUUUUUUUGUGCUGAAA